AUGAGCAAGGCCCACCCUCCCGAACUGAAGAAAUUUAUGGACAAGAAGUUAUCAUUGAAGUUAAAUGGUGGCAGACAUGUACAAGGAAUACUUCAGGGCUUUGAUCCCUUUAUGAAUCUUGUCAUGGAUGAGUGUGUGGAGAUUGCAACUAGUGGGCAUCAGAAUAACAUCGGCAUGGUGGUCAUACGAGGAAACAGCAUCAUCAUGUUAGAAGCCUUGGAAAGAGUCUAAACAAUGGCUGUUCAGCAGAAGAGUUCACAUCCUUCCCCAAAGGACUGUUUGACUUGGGUGUAGAAUUGGGUCAUGUACAUUUUCAUUAA
Molecule: messenger RNA, 320 nt
Organism: Arvicola amphibius (Eurasian water vole)
Lineage: Eukaryota; Metazoa; Chordata; Mammalia; Rodentia; Cricetidae
Product: small nuclear ribonucleoprotein G-like
Exons: 1
Coding region: 1-231 (76 amino acids)
Biological process (GO): spliceosomal snRNP assembly; mRNA splicing, via spliceosome
Cellular component (GO): U4 snRNP; SMN-Sm protein complex; U2-type prespliceosome
Molecular function (GO): RNA binding
Source: RefSeq, a predicted model, not a curated record